CACAUAUGGAGUGACGCCAUCUUUCCCUGUGUGCUGCUGCUGCGCGAGCGCGGAGUUCUCGCGCACACAUUCACUCUCAGCAGGAGCUGCCGCGCGCUGCGGGUUGUUCUCUCACAUUUUCUCAACGGAUUGUCGCCAUUAUUCGCGUUUUACGUGCUGAAAACCGAAACAGGAAUAUACAGCUUUUGACACAGAUUAGUAAGCUGUGCCCGGCUGUGAGAAAAUCAUGGCUACCCAGUCUGACUUGAUGGAGCUGGAAAUGGCCAUGGAUCCGGAUCGCAAGGCUGCAGUCAGCCAUUGGCAGCAACAGUCUUACCUGGACUCAGGAAUCCACUCUGGGGCCACAACUACUGCCCCGUCCCUGAGUGGCAAAGGCAACCCGGAGGAUGACGAUGUGGAUAAUCAGGUGCUUUAUGAGUGGGAGCAGGGCUUCAACCAGUCCUUCAACCAAGAGCAAGUAGCAGACAUCGAUGGUCAAUACGCCAUGACCAGAGCCCAGAGAGUCCGGGCGGCCAUGUUCCCGGAGACUCUCGAUGAGGGCAUGCAGAUACCUUCCACACAGUUCGACUCUGCGCAUCCCACCAAUGUCCAGCGCCUGGCUGAGCCCUCGCAGAUGCUCAAACAUGCCGUGGUCAACCUCAUCAACUACCAGGACGACGCAGAGCUGGCCACUCGUGCCAUUCCAGAGCUCACCAAACUACUGAACGACGAGGAUCAGGUGGUGGUUAAUAAGGCAGCUGUGAUGGUGCACCAGCUCUCCAAGAAAGAGGCCUCUCGUCACGCCAUCAUGCGCUCCCCACAGAUGGUAUCGGCCAUUGUGAGGACCAUGCAGAACACUAAUGAUGUAGAAACAGCCCGUUGCACCUCUGGCACCCUACACAAUCUUUCCCACCACAGAGAAGGACUGCUUGCCAUCUUUAAAUCAGGAGGCAUCCCUGCCCUCGUCAAAAUGCUCGGCUCCCCUGUGGACUCUGUGCUGUUUUACGCUAUUACGACUCUACACAACCUGCUACUGCACCAAGAAGGAGCCAAGAUGGCUGUUCGACUGGCCGGAGGCCUGCAGAAAAUGGUGGCCUUGUUAAACAAAACAAACGUCAAAUUCCUCGCCAUCACGACAGACUGCCUUCAGAUUCUGGCAUACGGCAAUCAGGAAAGCAAACUUAUCAUUCUGGCCAGCGGAGGCCCACAGGCUUUGGUCAACAUCAUGAGGACAUACACCUAUGAGAAGCUGUUAUGGACGACCAGUCGAGUGCUCAAGGUGUUGUCAGUGUGCUCCAGUAACAAACCUGCCAUUGUGGAGGCUGGUGGCAUGCAAGCCCUCGGCCUUCAUCUCACAGACCCCAGCCAGCGACUGGUACAGAACUGCUUGUGGACUUUGAGGAAUCUGUCAGACGCCGCCACCAAACAGACGUCUUUAGCAGAAGUAGAUGUGCAGGAGGGCAUGGAGGGGCUCUUGGGCACCCUGGUGCAGUUGCUCGGGUCAGAUGACAUCAACGUGGUGACGUGUGCUGCUGGAAUCCUGUCCAACCUGACCUGCAACAACUACAAAAACAAGAUGAUGGUGUGCCAAGUGGGUGGCAUCGAGGCCCUCGUGCGCACCGUUCUUCGUGCCGGAGACAGAGAGGAUAUCACAGAGCCGGCUAUCUGCGCUCUCCGUCACCUCACAUCCAGACACCAGGAUGCAGAGAUGGCCCAGAAUGCAGUGCGGCUGCACUAUGGACUGCCUGUAGUAGUCAAACUGCUCCACCCUCCUUCACAUUGGCCUCUCAUUAAGGCUACAGUCGGGCUGAUCCGCAACCUGGCACUGUGCCCCGCCAACCAUGCCCCGCUCCGAGAGCAGGGUGCCAUUCCCCGCCUGGUGCAGCUUCUAGUCCGGGCCCAUCAGGACACUCAGAGACGCACCUCCAUGGGUGGAACACAGCAGCAGUUUGUGGAGGGUGUGCGUAUGGAGGAGAUUGUGGAGGGCUGCACUGGAGCUCUGCACAUUCUAGCCAGAGACAUUCACAACAGAAUCGUCAUCAGAGGACUCAACACUAUUCCACUCUUUGUUCAGUUGCUGUAUUCUCCUAUCGAGAACAUCCAGCGUGUGGCUGCAGGAGUGCUGUGUGAACUGGCUCAGGAUAAGGAGGCGGCAGAAGCCAUCGAGGCAGAAGGAGCCACUGCUCCACUCACAGAGCUCCUGCACUCCAGAAACGAGGGAGUCGCCACGUACGCUGCUGCAGUUCUGUUCCGCAUGUCUGAGGAUAAGCCCCAGGACUACAAGAAGCGACUGUCUGUGGAGCUCACCAGCUCUCUGUUCAGAACUGAGCCCAUGACCUGGAACGAGACUGGAGAUCUAGGGCUGGAUAUCGGUGCACAGGGAGAGCCUCUGGGCUACAGACAGGACGACCCAAGCUACCGCUCCUUCCAUUCCGGAGGUUAUGGGCAGGACGCCAUGGGAAUGGACCCCAUGAUGGAGCACGAGAUGGCCGGGCACCACCCGGGCCCUGAUUACCCCGUAGACGGCCUGCCUGACCUCGGCCACACCCAGGACCUGAUCGACGGCCUCCCGCCAGGCGACAGCAAUCAGCUGGCCUGGUUUGACACCGAUCUGUAAAUACAAUGACUUUUUAGCUGUAUCGUCUGAUCUGAAUGAACCUGCAUUGUGAUUUUGGCCUGUAGAGUUGCUGAGCGGGCUCAAGAGAGAGUGGGCUAGUUUCUCUGAAAGUGCCUGACACACUAAUACAAGCUGAGUUUCCUAUGGGAACACGUGGAAGUAAAACGUUUGGUUCUGAUCCUAGCCGGUCAGAAUUUUUGGUGUGAUUGACAGAAGAAAGCCCAAAAAAAAAAAGAAGCAAAUCCUAAGAUGGAGUUUUCAACCUUAGCCUUGCCUGUACUUUUAUUUUAUUUUUUCUUACUUUUUAUUUUUCAAAGGAUAUCUGGGUCUGUAAUGGUACUUAUCUAGCUUGCUUUAUGAUACUCGUCUUUUUAUUUUGCAGAACUUUGUAUUCCUUUCGACUGUCUCUCUUUCUCUCUCAUAGUGUUGAGUUCUAGUGGUAAUGAUCCAUCAAGAUUUUAUCGACUUUAUGGUGUAGAACACUAAUUAAUCAGUUGAAUUGUAUUCUUAUCAAAUGUAACAUUGUGUAGCUUUUGUAUAAAACCAAGAAUUGGAGAAGUCCAAAUAUCAGCUCUCUUGCUUUAAUGAAAUCACAAAUGUUCCAAAGGGUUUGCAAUCAGUUGGGGCCAGUUUUGCUUUCAUUUUUUUUUUACUUUUCAGUUCUCGUUUGAUUUUACUUUACUGUCUUGAUCUAUUAUGAUUAUUUUUUUUGAUGGUAGCUUUAGAAAGGUUUUUGAAAAGAACCCCUAAUUAUUGUAGCCUGCGAUUUGUUGGUUGGAGACUUGGCUAAAUAAAAUGGACUUUAAAUUUA
Molecule: messenger RNA, 3407 nt
Organism: Danio rerio (zebrafish)
Lineage: Eukaryota; Metazoa; Chordata; Actinopteri; Cypriniformes; Danionidae
Source: RefSeq, a predicted model, not a curated record